AGACGUGAACAGAGGGUAAGAUACCCAUUGAUGUGCGUCCAUUUGCAAUGUCAGGAACUGCGAUGUUGACGGCAGGGUUUCCCGCCAGUUUGCAGCUCAGGCGCAAAGUAAGUCCCUCAGUCCGUUGAUUCGUGGUUCGUAUCAUGUCGCGCGCAGAUAGCGAGACUGAUACAGCAGCAUCAGAGCAGGAGGUGCAACAGCAGGGUCCAGACUUGAAGCUGGUUUCAGAUGCCCAGCUAGUAGUCCACUUCGACCCUGCAAAAAGCUGACAAGAUGUUUUCAUCUAUGAUGGACCCGAACAAUGAAGACACCAAGAAGCUGGUUGAAAGCCUUUUCCAUGACCCCAUGAAGCAAAUCACACAGAAGGCGUUGGAAACUAUUCAGGCGCUCGACCUUCGAAAUGCAGAGGAGGCAAAAGUGCAGAUGGAGACCGUGAGCAAGUUUCUGAAGUUGCAGGCUGAAGUGCGGGAGUCUGCCUUGGACCAUGUCUAUGAAGCGAUGCAGAGACAAAUCGACCACUUCUCCAUGUCAGUUGAUACAUACAACCUGAAGAUGAAGCAGACUGUGGAGCAGACCCUUGAGCUCUACCAGAAGCGCAUCAACACCGAGAUUUUGGUCAGGCAACAAGUCUUGACUCAAAAGAAGGCGGAGCACGCGGCCAUGCUGGAGGCACACGCGGAGGAAGCCAAGGUCAAGGCACAGGCAAUGACCACAGUGAGCAAGGUUCAGACCGAAGUAUCUGCACGAAAGUUGCAGCAGCAGAAGGCAAAAGAUGAACGUCUGCAUGACAAAGAGAUGAAGGCGCUGGAACGCUUGAGCAUGAAGAUGAAUCAAGAGCUGCAGAGGGACCUGAAUGACUUGGAGACCAAAGCUCGCAGGGGAAAGAUCGGGCAGGAUGAGCGGGCGGCCAUCAAUUCAGAACUCAAAAUUGAGCUGGACAGGUACAACCAAGAGUUCGCGUUGGCCAAGACGGCGAUGGCCGAUGCUUUGACGAAGGGCCGUGCCUGCCACAUCGAGAGCACUGCCCCGAAGAUUGAUUGGGGCCCACCGGCUCGGGUCGUCCCUGGUUACACUCAAUGGCAUUAUGGAUAGAGACCCAGGCCAACUCGCCAAUAAAAAC
Effrenium voratum is the source of this 1120-nucleotide messenger RNA. The record is from the annotation of a GenBank genome assembly. Lineage: Eukaryota; Dinophyceae; Suessiales; Symbiodiniaceae.